AUGGCAAAAGUGACUACUGAUUCCACAAAUGAUGAUAUAUCUGAAUCUGUCCUUUUGAUCACCUUAAUAGUGCCAGGAAUUGAGUGCAUCACAGGCAUGAUUGGGAAUGGUUUCAUUGUGGCCACGAAUGCCAUUGAGUGGUUCCAGAGCAAAAGACUCUCCACUAGUGAUUUUACUUUGAUGAUUUUGAGUUGUUCAAGACUCUUGUUACAGUUCUGGUUGAUGUUGGAAAAUACUUACAGUUUAUUAUUCCCAUUUUCUUAUAAUCAAAAUAUAGUGUAUAAAACCUUCAAAGUCAUCUUCAUGUUCCUGAACUAUUCCAAUCUCUGGUUUGCUGCUUGGCUCAAUGUCUUCUAUUGCAUCAGGAUUGCCAACUUCACCCAUCCCCUGUUCCUCAGGCUAAAGUGGAGAAUCACUGGAUUAAUGCCCUGGCUCCUCUGUUCAUCUGCUUUCAUUUCUUUGUGCUACAGUCUUCCCAUUUCCAUGGAUGUCUACAAUGUUUUUGUUAAUUCUUCCAUUCCAGUUCCCUCCUCCAAUACCACAGAGAAUAAAUUCAUUACAGAGACCAAUGUGGUUAACUUUGCUAUCAUGUAUCACCUGGGCAUUUUUAUCCCUCUAAUCAUGUUCAUCUUUGCAGCUACUCUAUUGAUCAUCUCUCUCAAGAAACAUACUCUCCAAAUGAAGAAUAAUGCCACAGGUUCCAGAAAUCCCAGCAUGGAGGCUCACAUGGGAGCAGUCAAAGCAAUUAGUUCCUUCCUCCUCUUCUAUGUCUUCAACUUUGUGGCUUUGCUCCUCUAUAUGGCCAAUGUCUUUAAAAACAACAGCUUUGGAAAUAUUUUAUGCAAAAUUAUCAUUACUGCCUACCCUGCUGGUCAUUCAAUUCUACUGAUCUUCAGCAAUCCCAAACUAAGAAGAACCUGGAAGAAGCUUCAGCACAAUGUUAGAUUCCACCUAAAACAUUAG
Molecule: messenger RNA, 963 nt
Organism: Monodelphis domestica (gray short-tailed opossum)
Lineage: Eukaryota; Metazoa; Chordata; Mammalia; Didelphimorphia; Didelphidae
Gene: T2R40
Product: bitter taste receptor Modo-T2R40
Biological process (GO): sensory perception of taste; detection of chemical stimulus involved in sensory perception of bitter taste; G protein-coupled receptor signaling pathway
Cellular component (GO): membrane
Molecular function (GO): G protein-coupled receptor activity; bitter taste receptor activity
Source: RefSeq, marked provisional